This is a messenger RNA of Caenorhabditis remanei, 1074 nucleotides long. RefSeq lists its product as uncharacterized. Gene Ontology annotation, molecular function: protein serine/threonine kinase activity; ATP binding. Gene Ontology annotation, cellular component: nucleus; cytoplasm. The record is from RefSeq and is a predicted model, not a curated record. The transcript has 8 exons. The coding region runs from base 1 to 1074 and encodes 357 amino acids. Lineage: Eukaryota; Metazoa; Nematoda; Chromadorea; Rhabditida; Rhabditidae. Gene Ontology annotation, biological process: peptidyl-serine phosphorylation; signal transduction.
AUGGAUGACGACGACUUUGACAGGGUCGAACGACAAACAGAAGAAAUUGAGAUAUCAAUUGGAGAAGAAGUCCGAGAUUCCAAAAAAAGCGGGAAAAUAUGGAGAGUCGAAGAGAAAUUGGGUGAAGGUGGAUUUGGUAGUGUGUAUCGAGUAACUGGAAAAGAUGAUAAAAGGGAAGCAGCAAUGAAAAUUCAAAAAGGAAAUUUGGACCCAUCAUUCGUUUUCGAGAGAGAAGUGAUGAUAAGGAUGCAAAAGGAAUCAACAGCUCCAAAACUUUACGAUGAUGGAAAUUACAAAUCGUUCUCAUUCAUAGUAAUGUCAUUGUUGGGAAGUGAUCUGGAAAAAAUUUACGAGAAGAUGGAUAGGAAUUUGAGCAAAUCGACCGUAUUAAUGAUAAGCGUUCGGACACUAUCAGCAGUGAAGCAGUUACACGAGAUUGGUUUUUUGCAUAGAGAUUUGAAACCAUCCAACUUUGCUGUCGAUGUCCGUCCAAAUUGUGGUAAUAUUUGUCUUUUGGAUUAUGGUCUUGCUAGAUGCUACGCGAAAAAGGAUGAAAAAGGGGGAUGGUGGAUUCGGCGCCCAAGAGAUCGGGUGACGUUUCGUGGAAACCUCAGAUACUGCUCGAUCAAAAUGCACCGAAAUUUGGAAACUGGGCGUAAUGAGGAUUUGGAGAAUCGUCCGAAUUAUGAGAACAUAUUUUGUACACUAUGUGAAAUUCUCAAAGAGUCCAAAGGAACUAUGAAUGGAGAAAUUGAAUACGAAAAGUUCAGAAUUGCUGCGACGAAAGGGAAUACUAUUGAUCGUAAAGUUUGUGGAUCAAAGAAGGAAUCUAAUGAGAAGAUACUGGAGGACUUGAAACAAGAGUUCAGAAAAGUUGUAAUCCCAGGUGGAUAUCAGCAUGUUUUGCCGAAUAGUAUUGAUUUUUAUGGAUUGUUGAGAAAUAAAGAAAUAAGAAAAGUAGUCGACAAUGAAAACGGCGAGAAGAAACAUGAAAAAGACGGCGAAAAUGGGAAGAAUGAGGCACGAUUGAAGCUGAAAAAGAAGAAAGGUGGUGGCGCAAAGGGGAAUUAUUAA